Messenger RNA from Chilo suppressalis (striped riceborer), 432 nucleotides. NCBI's taxonomy places the organism in Eukaryota, Metazoa, Arthropoda, Insecta, Lepidoptera, Crambidae. The record is from the annotation of a GenBank genome assembly.
AUGCUGUUCCAUCGGAGUGGACCCAAUGCUGGUCAACCACGAGGAUUUGCAUUUGUCACAUACAAGCUGAGGCAAGAUGCAGUACUGGCAAUGAACUCAUUGAAUGGACAGUUGCUGGGUUCCAAGAAGAUCUCUGUCAAGUUUGCAAAGACCACAUCAGAAGAUGUGGAUAAGUCCAAACCAGAAUUAGGUAUAGCAGCUUUGGCAGGAGCAAAACCAGAAUUGAAACUCAGCAAGAAAACUGCAAUUCAGUCUAUAGAGGCAAAGCUGAAAAUGAUGGAGAAUAUGAAGCCCGGUGAUGAUUUUGUAGUUAACAAAUUGGCUGCCAAUGAGACACCCAUAAUUGCUCAGUAUCAAACUAAGCAACAUCAACCGCCAAACAAAUCUACAAGUUCCUUUAAAAGAAGACACCCUUACCAUAAAAAAAGAUAA